Messenger RNA from Toxorhynchites rutilus septentrionalis, 622 nucleotides. It is a transcript of the gene RpL27, whose product is annotated as 60S ribosomal protein L27. Gene Ontology annotation, biological process: translation. The transcript has 3 exons. Gene Ontology annotation, cellular component: cytosolic large ribosomal subunit; ribosome. Lineage: Eukaryota; Metazoa; Arthropoda; Insecta; Diptera; Culicidae. Gene Ontology annotation, molecular function: structural constituent of ribosome. The coding region runs from base 133 to 543 and encodes 136 amino acids. The record is from RefSeq and is a predicted model, not a curated record.
AAUCUAUAAAUCCUGGUUUAUACCAGUCAGCUCGAACGAAGAUACUUUCCGAAACGUCAACUCACUCCGUCCCGUUUUAGUUCUUUUUCCGGUCAGCCAUCGCGACUGAAAGUGAACACAUUUCACUGCAUCAUGGGCAAAAUCAUGAAAUCCGGUAAGGUGGUACUCGUCCUCGGUGGACGGUACGCCGGUCGCAAGGCCAUUAUCCUUAAGACGUUCGAUGACGGAACUACGGAUAAGCAGUUUGGGCAUGCCCUCGUUGCUGGUAUUGACCGUUACCCUCGCCGAGUGACCCGUCGGAUGAGCAAGGCCCGUCUUCACAAGCGGUCAAAGAUAAAGCCAUUCAUUAAGAUGUUGAAUUACAACCACCUGAUGCCCACACGUUACAGCGUGCCAGACGUCAACCUAGACAGCAAAUAUUCCGUUAAGGACCUGAAAGACCCCGUCAAGCGCAAGAAGGCCCGUUUCCAGAUCCGUGUCAAGUUCGAAGACAGACAUAAGUCCGGAAAGAACAAAUGGUUCUUCCAAAAGCUGCGCUUCUAAACAUUUAUUUGUUUAAUCAUUAAGGAAGAAUGAGUAUGGAAAAGAAUGCUUGUAAUAAAGAAACAAAACAGGAAAACAA